This is a messenger RNA of Gastrolobium bilobum, 1720 nucleotides long. RefSeq names its product acetyl-CoA acetyltransferase 2. The transcript is spliced from 13 exons. Gene Ontology annotation, molecular function: acetyl-CoA C-acetyltransferase activity. Lineage: Eukaryota; Viridiplantae; Streptophyta; Magnoliopsida; Fabales; Fabaceae. Bases 104 to 1327 code for a protein of 407 amino acids. Gene Ontology annotation, biological process: fatty acid beta-oxidation. The record is from RefSeq and is a predicted model, not a curated record.
GCUUCUUCACUCUUCACUCUUCACCCUUCCCUCGCUUUCUCUUUCUCUUUCUCUUUGCCUCUUCAACAAUUAAACACCGCUAAGAUUCCAUUUUCAUCUAUCAAUGGCUCCGGUAGCAGAAGCAUCUUCAGAUUCUAUAAAGCCUAGAGAUGUUUGCAUUGUCGGCGUUGCCCGUACACCAAUGGGUGGGUUUCUUGGUACUCUGUCUUCUUUAUCUGCAACCAAGCUAGGCUCUAUAGCUAUUCAAGCUGCUCUUAAAAGGGCCAAUGUUGAUCCAUCGCUUGUGGAAGAAGUAUAUUUUGGGAAUGUUCUUAGUGCUAAUUUGGGGCAAGCUCCUGCCAGACAAGCUGCUCUAGGUGCAGGACUACCCAACUCAGUAGUCUGCACUACUGUUAACAAAGUUUGUGCAUCGGGAAUGAAGGCGACAAUGCUUGCGGCACAGAGUAUUCAGUUAGGCAUAAAUGAUGUUGUUGUGGCUGGUGGUUUGGAAAGCAUGUCUAAUGUACCUAAGUACCUGGCAGAAGCAAGGAAAGGAUCCCGCCUUGGACAUGAUUCACUUGUCGAUGGGAUGUUGAAAGAUGGUUUGUGGGAUGUCUAUAAGGACGUUGGCAUGGGAGUGUGUGCCGAACUGUGUGCUGAUAACCAUGCAAUAUCAAGAGAAGACCAGGAUAACUACGCGAUUCAGAGUUUUGAACGUGCGAAUGCUGCCCAAGAAAGUGGUGCCUUUACAUGGGAAAUUGUUCCAGUUGAAGUCUCUGGUGGAAGGGGAAAACCAUCUACAGUUGUUGAUAAGGAUGAAGGCCCAGGAAAGUUUGAUGCUGGCAAGUUACGCAAACUCCGACCAAGUUUCAAGGAGAAUGGAGGUUCUGUUACUGCUGGCAAUGCUUCCAGCAUAAGCGAUGGAGCUGCUGCAUUAGUUUUGGUGAGUGGAGAAAAGGCACUGAAGCUUGGGCUUCAAGUUAUUGCAAAAGUGACUGGGUAUGCUGAUGCUGCUAAGGAACCAGAGUUAUUUACUACAGCUCCUGCCCUUGCCAUUCCCAAAGCUAUUGCCCACGCAGGGUUGGAAGCUUCACAAAUUGAUUUUUAUGAAAUAAAUGAAGCCUUUUCGGUUGUGGCUCUUGCAAAUCAGAAACUUCUUGAACUUAACCCGGAAAAAGUAAAUGUACAUGGUGGAGCUGUAGCAUUGGGACAUCCUCUUGGUUGCAGUGGCGCUCGUAUCCUGGUGACACUUUUGGGGGUACUGAGGCAGAAAAAUGGGAAAUACGGAGUUGGUGGCGUUUGCAAUGGAGGAGGCGGUGCAUCUGCACUUGUUGUGGAACUUCUGUAAGCGUUUUUCAUGUUCGAUAGAUGUCCUUUUAGAACCAGUUUGUGCCAAGUUCGAAAAACUCCGUCUCCCUCUUUUUAGCAAGUGCACAUGCAAGUUCCAAAUUUAUUACGAUGGCAAAAAGGAAAGAGUGGAGAGAAAUUUGCCUACGUAAGUAUUAGAUUUAAGUCUCAGUUUGCGAAAGUGAAGUUUUCAUAGCAUCGAAGUAGAACAUGGAGCAAUAUUAUCUAGAUUUUUGUUUUCUUUGCAAUAAGUCACCGGUGUACCUUGAUUUGGGAUGAAUCAUUCUUCAAACCCCUUAUUUCAAACACAAGAUUACACAGAUUCCUGUGCUUUACAAGAAUGUGUUCAUAACUGAAACGACUGAAAAGAAAGAGCGGAAACAAUGAAGCUGUG